UCGAGUAUUAAUAUAUACUAGUACUAUUAAUAGUAUCUAUAUUGCCUUGUUUUCACGGAAUCAUAGCGCCAUCAUGGGGUAACUAAUACUAGUAUUCAACAAUUAGGCGAGAUGAUUAGCCGCCUUCGCCGUUGUCGUCGUCGCUGCGCUUUCGCUUUUGAUUGACAAGCAUCGUAUACACCUUGGUAAACAUGUUGUUGCACGCGUUGUGUGGCAGCAAAGUGCUCUUGUCCACGCUAGUACUACUAGUACUAGUGUUGCCCAUAAGCACACCAAAGGCCUGCUCAAACACAGCGAGACAUUCAUCCUUGGGCAGCGCGGGGAUGCGGUCGGCCGACGCGACGAUGCCAUGGUCCACAGCCGUGUCAAUCACCUUUUGCACCACCGCCGCCGCCUUGCCCCGGGUCUUGAGCACGUAGUGGUGCUUGAUGUCGUCCUUGGUGAGCGUCCGGUACGGCCCGAUGCCGUGCGCGUGGUCGCCCACGUACCACAGUUCCCACAGCGACCGGCAAUUUGUGAUGGGGAACACCCAAUCUUCCGGUGCGCGGUGGAGGCUGCCGUCGGUCCAGGCAAAGUGGGGCGCCUUGGAGGACAGUCGUUGGGACGACGAGGAUGGCGGAGCCGGUUUGGACGUUGCCGAGCGUCGCUUCCUGGGAAUAAACCCAGGGGGGGUCGUGGAUGGUUUGGACCCUCCUUCUGCUGGCGACGGCGUCGUGGGAGUCGUCGCUGCCGCCGCCUUUCGCAUCGGGCGCAGGCGAGGAGUCGUGGUCGUGGUGGUCGCGUCGUUGAGAUUGCUACCAGCAUUCCGCAACGGCGCAGUGUCUGAGGUCGUUGGAGGCAUCACCGACGGAGGCGGCAGCGGCGGUUCGUUGGAAGGAUUCGCGGGGGCAGUUGACAUGGCGGCGGCGACGGCGGGAGGAGGGGCGUCGUCGUUGUCUCCAAACACGAGGGGUUUGAUGUCUGGCACUUGUGCGUCGUCCAACCGUGUCGACGCGAGUGGUUUCUGGGGCCCAACGAGGGGGGGGAGGCUAGGGGAGGGGGGGGACUGAUGCUGCUGCUUGUCCGUGGAUGGGACACCCAGCGACGUCGUGAUGGCACAUCGCAACGUUUCGGGCAAACUCUCGAGCAUGUCCAGUCGACGGUGCAUCACAGCGAGCGCGUCAUUCACGACCAUGGCUACCACCGACACGUUGUCUUCAAGGGCAAUGUGGAGCACAUUUGGAAGCCCUUGGAGUGUCGUUUCCAGCGGCUCUAGGCGAGAUUGCAGCAGAGCAUUCACAUCCAACGGCGGGGACUCCUUUAAGCUGACCGUUCGAGCCAGUUCAGUCAUGUGACGAUUGAGCAACUCCUGCACCAGCGUUUGCAAAUUCGUCGACGAGUUGGCCCAUUGGUGGGGAAGGUCGUCCAUGUGGGUGCGCAGACCUUCCAGCGGUCCCGCGAGGCGGUCGGUCGCGUUUUCGAUGGACUUGAGCCGGUCAUGCACGGAGACCAUGGCCUGGUCCACGACAUCGCCCACGUCCGCCGCCGCCACCACGUCCUUGAUCGCAUGAUGCAGUCGCUCUGGAAGGAGCUGGAGCUGAGAUUCCAGCGGCAUGAAUCGCCCGUGGAGCUGGUGCACCAGAUCGUCUUCAAUCAGGCGCUGCAACCGGUCCGGGAGGCACCCGACUUGCUUUUCUACGUUCUCCAAUCGCGCGUGGAUGUACCCGAGCGACUCGUCGUUCCCGUACGAACCGCGGCCGCCGUUGUAGUUGCCAAACUUGCCGCCGAUGCCGCCCACUGCCAACGCGACGCGGUCGGGAAGGCUGCGGCCUUGCGAUUCCAAUGUUUCCAACGUCCGGUGCAUCACCGACAGCGAUUCUUCGGUCCGAGCCAGCAUCGACGCAUGGUGCCGCUGUGGGUCCAGGGAAUGCACGUGCAGCGGAGACGACUUGUGGUCCAUCAAUCGACUUUGCAACUGACGCAGCAACGAAUCCACGCGCUCCGGCAAGAUCUUGACCUGCGUCUCGAGGGUGUCCAACCGACGAUGUAUCGCAGGCGUGAUCUUGUCCGGGAGCGCCUGGGUCUGCGUUUCCAGCGACGCCAAACGCUCGUGGAUAUACCGGAGGGUGUCCUGCAUGUUGUGCAUAUUGCCCAUGGACGAGUCGUCUGACGCAGGGGACGUGUUCGGACGUCGCAACGUCGACGACGUCUCCAUGGAGCCAAGGCGCCUGCGCAUCUCGGUCGGUGUCUCGUACGACGAGCGUGAGAUCUCGUCCUCCACAACAGGAGCAGGGCCACGGGGGCUGCUGUCGGCGGAAUGUCUCUCGAGCGCGUCCAUCCGGCGGUUGAACCGGUCAAACUUGUCGUCCAGCAUGCGGAAGCGAGCGUCCUGUGCGUCGAGGAUCAGCUCGAGCUUCUCGUCGAUGGUGCGGAACAUGGAUUCCACAGAUCUAGGGUGGUUCUCCGAAGGGAGGAGGGACGGUUGCUGCUUCAUGGCGGCGAUUUCGAUCGCGCGGCGAAGGUCCUCCUUCCGCGCUUCCAUAAAAAUCCUCGUACCGAAAUUCGAUCGUUGAACUGGC
This is a messenger RNA of Aphanomyces astaci, 2558 nucleotides long. RefSeq lists its product as hypothetical. Bases 1478 to 2149 code for a protein of 223 amino acids. Lineage: Eukaryota; Oomycota; Saprolegniomycetes; Saprolegniales; Verrucalvaceae. The transcript has a single exon. The record is from RefSeq and is a predicted model, not a curated record.